Messenger RNA from Lodderomyces beijingensis, 2409 nucleotides. The record is from the annotation of a GenBank genome assembly. NCBI's taxonomy places the organism in Eukaryota, Fungi, Ascomycota, Pichiomycetes, Serinales, Debaryomycetaceae.
AUGGCGGACCUCGAUGGGUACGUGAACCUUCAUUUCACCAGUUUGGAUGAUUUGGAAACAAUUGACGCAAAGGUUGAGGAGUUGAGCGCAAGGCAGAACCGAAUCAAGGAGGUUACAUCUGACAAGCUCAAGCCCCGGUCCUAUGUGUCUGAUCUGACGGAGCUGCAGCAAGAACUGUUGCGGCCUCAAGUUGACGUUGAAAAAUUGCAAGAUGCGGUGAGCAAGGUCAAGUGCGUUUUAUCGACGGUGAUUGGCGGGAGUGACGACAACAGCGUGAGAGAGAGUUGCGACAAUGUCGAGGCCUUGAUCCAGGAGUUUGGCCCGUUGCCAUUGUUUGUCAAUUUGCAUGGUCAGUUGCAGACGAAAUUGGAGGCGCAAGGCGCUGUCUCGUAUUUGGAGAGAUAUGGUGAUGUCGAGGGCAAAUUGCAAGCCGAUUUGUCGCUCAGCGAGCUUGAACAAGUUGCUCGCGAGGUCGACAGCCUCGGUGAUGUGACUUUGAUCAGCAAGCUAGAGAGCAAGAUUGGAGACGAGAAGCACAAGUUGGUGCUGCAGCAAAAGAAAUUGCAGCGGGAGAGCAAGUGGCUAAAUGACAGCAGCAUUUCGCGGAGUGAAUUGACAUCGCUAUCAAAAGUAUUUGACCAGCUUAUAAAGCUACAAGCGAUCAAGAACACCCCCAGCUACCCGGCACGAUGGUGGGCGGUGGACUUGCUAUUGGAGCCGUUCAAGUUCAAGUUUGACUACCAUUUCACCUCGCCGAAUAAGGAGACAAACAAGUUGUCCAAACCCGAGUGGGCCUUAGACUACGUCGAGACUUUUCUCGAGGAAAACUUGUCUUUAUUGAGCAAUAUUGUUGACGACACAUUUAAGAGUUUACAUCGGAUUGGCACCUAUGAAAUCAUCACCUCCUUAUUGCACCUUGUGCGGCAGAAAAUCACCAAGAUGAUCCACGCCAUCAAUGCAAAAAUUGAUGAUGAUGGUGGUGAUGAUGCUGCAACCGAUAGGAAAACUUUGGAAAAGUUUGGAAGGCUCUUAUCUCAUUUGAUUUUCGAGACGUCAACCUUUGAUCAGAAGUUGAGAAACAAAUACAAGUACAACCCGUUUAUUACCAACUUCAAUGACCCUGUUACUCUCAAGUGGACGGGGCUAACUGGAGAUGUGCUAUUGGAUGACCCCCACACGGUGGACGUUUGGCUUAAUUUUGAGAAUGCGUUGGCAACAAAGAGAUUCAAAGCGGAAAUCUUGGGUGCCGACGACGCUUUCAAGAUUGACUUUGACUACCAGGCUCGUGAAUAUUACAAAGGGGAGUUUAAGGGCCACCACCACCACCAACUCGAGGGCUACUUGCGUCCCACUUAUUCUGCAUACGGCGUAUCUAAACUCAUCAACAAUCUAAACUCACAUUUCCAAACCCUAGCCAUUGUCAAAUUCCAGUUGCAAUAUGUAUCCAAGAUUCAAUUGAACCUUCUUGAUUCGUACCUCGACGCAAUCCAACGCCAAUUUGAGAUUUACAUUGACAAAUACAAUUCCAAAAGUGUCAUGAACAUGAUCCCGGGGGCCAUGAACGAGGAUGCAGUCGCAAAGGAAGCUCUUGAGCACGAAAAGCAGCUACUAGCCAAUAUUGAAAAACUUACAGAGAUAUUCUGUUCUACAAAGUUCUUAAUCAAUUGCAUGGAAGUUUGGGGUGAGGAGUUGAUUUUUGUCCAGUUGUGGAAUAUGUACCGGACGUUACAGGCGGAUCCUGACCACGUUGACGAUUCUGAGGGAAUCUUUGGAAAUCUAUUACAGAGGUACGACAAGCUACUAACUAAAACUGUCAACACCUACGUGGCCCUUUUCAAAACAGAAAUCAAGCAAUUGUUGAAAAAAUACGUCAACUCGAGCCAAUGGGAAAUACCAGCGUCACAGAGCACGGACAUGACCCCGUCGUCGGAGUUGAACCCUUUGGUGAAUGCCUUGCCCACAUACCUUCAAGUGAUCUCAAGAUCACUUUCGCAAUUGGAAUAUUUUGCAAUCUCGGACGCGGUGGUGGGGAUAGUUUGCGACUUGUUGUACGAGUUUAUCCUUACAAACAACCACUUUUCAAAAAAGGGCGUGGACCAGUUGAUUGUUGACUUUGGCUACGUGAUCACGUCCUUGCAGUAUGCCUUGUCGCUCAACUCGAGAAGGACAAGCGUCGUAUCUGGAGACACCCGGCCUUUGUCAAGUGACGACAACGAGAUGUACGUAAAAGUCGCCCAAGCCAUUGACUUGUUGGACUCGAUGGAAGUGGAACGAGCCAAGAAGUUGAGCAAAACUAGCGACUCCGACUCAGGGGAAAUGAAAGCGUUGAGACUGGAAUAUGGUCAUCAUUUGCUGCAGUUUAGCAAUGCUGAUAUUAAAGACUUGUUAGGUAGAAUAGUGCUGAAAUGA